UUGGCGUUUUUCAGUCUCAUUGGGCAGGAGAGUACAUCAUUAGAGUACAGAAAGACGCUAUCCCGAAGAAAAAUGUUGUAUAUAAAAUUGUGUGUAAAGACUGUGAUGCUUCGUACGUUAACCAGACAGGCAGAAGAAUGAAAACAAGAACAGCGGAACACCGUAAUAACAUCAAUCAGAAUAACACGUCUCACUCAGUAAUCACAGAACACAGGAUUAAUUGUAAUCACGAAUUCGAUUGGGAUAAUGUUCAAAUCUUGGAUUCAGAGAGAUAUUUGGGCAGGCGCUUAGUGUCUGAAAUGCUCCACAUCCAGAUGCAAAAAAAUAGUUUGAAUCUAUAAUCGGACACUGAAUGCUUGCAUCAUGCAUAUCUUUCAUUGCUUAAAAAAUUAUGAAUCUUGUAAUUGCGUCGGGUGAUUCGAUUCCUGUAUUUUUAUAUCGACAUAAUUUAUAUAGUUUUUUUUCAAAUGAUAUUUUGAUUUUGGACGAAUCUUGGGAUGAACUGCAGUAGUCUCACAUUGAGAAAAAUUUAUUUAUAUCCAUUUUUAUCUAAUGGUCAUUGUCCUAAUUUAUUUAACUUAUUUUAUUAUUCAACUAUAAACUUGUUCUCUUCAUGUAAUCUGUGUAUUUCUCAACGGCGGAGAUUAUUUGUUUGUCUUUAGUUCCCCCUCCCUCCCUUCUUGAAUAUUGACUAUAUAUACUCUCUUAUUUGACGUUUCAAUGUUUCGUAUAUCCACGGUUAACGCUCAGUCACUUGUAAGCAGCGUUGUCAGAAACAUCGAAACACAGCAUUUGUAAUCGUGCUAGCAUAGUGACUGCAAGUUGCCACAAAAAACUUUUUAUCCAUGGCUUCGCUGGUCUUCGUCGUGAUCUGGUGGCACUGGAUGCUGCAGGUGUCGACGUCGCGAAUCUCUAAAGGACCGUCUACAACAGGAUUGGUCGUAGGGAGGAAAAUAGUAGGACAUAAGCAGUAGCGUAAUUUCUACAACCACGUGUGUUCACAAUGCGACGUUGUAACGAUAUAAGGCCGGCCAAUAAAAACAAAUUGUUUCAAAUCACAUGCAAAACAAUGAUGUAUUUUGAGUAGUUUAUUUUUGUGCUACAAGAAGAAAAAGAAUGAAGCAACGGCGCUGGUGGGUUCAGCCUGUGAACAGAUUACAAAAUGCUCAAGGAUUUUAUCAUAAUCUUGUUCAAGAAUUGGUUCAGAGUGACCACGAGGAAUUCUUUGGAUUAUAUAGAAUGUGGACUAAACAGUUCAAUUUAUUAGUUCAUUUGCUUCAUCCUCAUAUUAAGAAGAAUAGCAUUCGGACACCUCUUUCUUCAGAACUGCGCUUAGCUGUCACUUUGUUAUAUUUAUCUCAGGGUGAUAGCGCUAAAUUAUAACAUGUAGAAUUUAGAAUAGGCAAGUCAACUGUUCACAAAAUAGUAAAUGAGACUUGUCAGGCAAUUUGGAUAACGCUACAACCAAUUGUUUUGAAACCUCCUAGUAAAGAAGAUUGAAAAUCCUUUAGCGAGGAAUUUAUAAGAAAGUGGCAAUUUCCAAAUUGUCUGAGAGCAAUAGAUGGGCGUCAUAUGAGAAUUCAGGCACCACUCAAUUCUGGAUCGAUAUUCUACAACUAUAAACAAUUUUUCACCAUGAUACUGCUUGCCAUCUGCGAUGCAUUAUAUAAGUUUACUUGGGUUGACAUCAGGCAAUAUGGUUCUAUAAGUAAUGGUGAAAUGUGGGCUAACACUGACUUUGCAAAUGAUAUCGCUGCAAGCAAUUUACUCUUGCCAGAUCCCACACCACUUCCAAAAACAAAUAUUCCUUUUUCCUUUGUGUUUAUUAGAGACGAAGCUUUCCCACUUUCAACAUAUAUGAUGCGGCCUUAUCCUCGUAAAAAUCUAAUUAACAUGAGGAUUUUUAAUUAUUGCUUAUCACGUGCACCGCGUACCAUAGAGGAUGCCUUUAGAAUUUUGACUGCACGAUGGCGUAUCUUACACAAACCUCUUUGCAUGUCAACAACCAACUGUGAAAAUGUGUUGAAGGCUCUCGUCUGUCUACAUAUAUUUAUUAUGUAUAGUGAAGAACAAGAGAAUAUGAACAAUCGUCAAUAUUGUACAACAGAUUUAAUUGAUACCGAGAAGCGUGAUGGCAACAUUAGAGAAGGACAGUGGAGACGGCACUUUUCCCCACAUUUUGCUGAACUCGGUCGAUUAGAUGCUAACCGUGCAGAUUCUGUAGCGAAAGAAAUGAGAAAUAUCCUUAAAGGAUACUUUGUUUCUCCAGUUGGUGAAGCUCUAUGGCAAUACGAAUACACGUUCAAAGAGGUUAUUAUUAAUCCUUUUGUGAUAUAAUUUCUUAUACAUAUGAUAUACAGAAAAAAAUUGUUAUUACUGAAUUUAUUU
Messenger RNA from Solenopsis invicta (red fire ant), 2388 nucleotides. RefSeq lists its product as uncharacterized. The transcript is spliced from 5 exons. The record is from RefSeq and is a predicted model, not a curated record. The coding region runs from base 1573 to 2337 and encodes 254 amino acids. Lineage: Eukaryota; Metazoa; Arthropoda; Insecta; Hymenoptera; Formicidae.